UCUCGGACGAUCUCCUAUUCUUUUCCUUCUUUCUCCUCUCUUACUUCUUACUUUUUGACCUUGACUCUUAACUCUGACUUUGCUUCUUCCCUUCUCCUUUCUCUCCACUCCACUCCUUUUUCACCUCUAUAAACACAUCUGUUGUAGCAAUAGAUUCCACAAUGCUGCAGUCACUCAUGACAGAAAACCCUUCGUCCAUUUUAUCUUCUGACCAGUUUACUAUGCUUCAUCAUUCACAACAACCUUCAUCCUCUUCUUCUUCUUCUUCUGCUGCCGCUGCCGCUGCUGCCGCCGCAGUCACUGCUUCCUUUACUUCGGACCUCAUUCAUGCUUCAUUCGUCGCUGCUCAUUCAUCCUCUCAUUCUUCUUCUUCUUCUUCCUCUUCAUCUCAACCCCAAUCUCAAUCUCAACCUCAACCUCGUCAGAAUGAUCUUUAUAACACAGUUAUCAGUAACAACAAUAAUAGCAGCAAUAGCAAUAAUAAUAACAGUAGCAGUUGCAGUAACAACAAUACCAGUAAUCUUUUAAAAAAGACUCGUGCAAUAACGUGCAUUACACCACCCAAAAUGUCCACAUCAUCUCUUGCUACACUUGAAUAUUCCAUCCAUACUUCACCAAGAAGAAUGACUAGAGAGCUUGCAACGGUCUUCCCCAGCAAGGACCUGUCUAAUUUGUUAGUUGUGCCAACUUUUCAAAAAUGUCAACACGACAUGGUUGCAUGGGAUGCUGUUAUCGCCAAGGAAAAAGAUGAUCGUUUGGAAGAUUUCGUCCGGUGGUCCACUGCUAUUCACCAAGGUCUAAAGGAGCUUGGCUUCUGGUCCGACAUGACUGACCCAGCCUCUGGAUAUCCUACAUUCAGCGAGCGUGGACGAGAUGUUUAUCCUGAUGUGGAAGGAUGUCAGAUUCUACUCAAAUAUGAUUUUCAGAAUGCUGGCUGUUGUAAAGUUUUGUUGCAUCCAAUCUGGGGUAGCAAAAUCUACCCAGCAACAUUUUUCACAACCGCUCCUAUCGAUGUUCUUUUAAAGGUGUUAGAGCAAGUGGAGCAAGAGAAUCCCUUGUCAGAGUCACAGUAAUCCUUUCAUUUCCGAAUAAACAUAUUUUAAAAGAAUAUUUCGG
Molecule: messenger RNA, 1116 nt
Organism: Lobosporangium transversale
Lineage: Eukaryota; Fungi; Mortierellomycota; Mortierellomycetes; Mortierellales; Mortierellaceae
Exons: 3
Coding region: 162-1073 (303 amino acids)
Biological process (GO): cobalamin metabolic process
Source: RefSeq, a predicted model, not a curated record